GGUGCCACAUCCGAUAGAUACACAGCCGAUAUACAUAUAAAGAAAAAAAGCCACACUUUUUUUACAUUACUCAUCAUGUUCAGGUUUACAAGAGUUCAGCAUUCAAUCAGAUUAACAGAUCUGAUUGCCAAGAGAUAUUAUAAACUUAGUGUUGGGUCUGUUAAGAAGGGUCAGAUUGUUCAAUUGAAGGAUAAAGCAUGGAGAGUAUUGAAUAGAGAUCAUGUCUCCUCUGGUCGAGGUGGUGCUGUAGUCAAGAUGGAACUACAAGAUAUCUUGUCAAACACCAAGAUAAACGAACGCUUUAAAUCAGGCGAUUCCUUAGAAAUCUUGAAUCUAUCAGACGAAGCAUAUCAAUUUCUAUAUACAAAUGGUGACAAGAUUCACUUGUUAAACCUCGAGACAUUUGAAGAAAUUGAGAUGCCUGUAUCUGCUUGUGAAGGAGGUGAACGCGCGGUUGGAUUACUAGAAGAUGCUAUGCCUAUUGCCGUCAGUUUUCUUACUACACCUGAACAUGGUCGACAACCUUGUACGUUCAAGUUACCCAACAACUACACAUUCACAGUUGAAUCCGUUAUCGAACGUGGAGGCCAAGCAGCCAAAGGAACAGUCUACAAGACGGCUACAUUAACCAAUGGAGCUAAGCUACAAGUACCUGAAUUUGUUCAUGAAGGAGAUAAAAUUGUUGUAGAUAUCGAAAGUAUGAAAUAUAUGCGUCGUGAGCUCUAAUGAAAAUGAUAUCAUUCCCUUAUUAAUAACUAAAAUAUCAUUGGC
Messenger RNA from Rhizopus microsporus ATCC 52813, 771 nucleotides. RefSeq lists its product as uncharacterized. The record is from RefSeq and is a predicted model, not a curated record. Gene Ontology annotation, cellular component: cytoplasm. The coding region runs from base 76 to 726 and encodes 216 amino acids. NCBI's taxonomy places the organism in Eukaryota, Fungi, Mucoromycota, Mucoromycetes, Mucorales, Rhizopodaceae. Gene Ontology annotation, biological process: translational elongation; peptide biosynthetic process. Gene Ontology annotation, molecular function: translation elongation factor activity. The transcript is spliced from 4 exons.